Molecule: messenger RNA, 929 nt
Organism: Acaulospora colombiana
Lineage: Eukaryota; Fungi; Glomeromycota; Glomeromycetes; Diversisporales; Acaulosporaceae
Source: the annotation of a GenBank genome assembly
UCAACAAAUUCAUCAGCGAAAGCGUUGGUCAACGAUCGCCACCCCCAAUCAAGCCACCCUCUCCUCUUCGAUACCGUAGUCCAGAGCAACGACGCUUCCUUGAAGAUAAACCGGAACUGAAACCGAUCUCUCCGUUGGAGCCCAUUGACGAAACUCCCUUUGGUCCCUCGCCACGACGAUCACGGAAUUGGAGCCAAGUGACUAAUCAGGCACCCGCGGUAGCCCGCUCCACGGCAAUGCCAACCCUGAACCAAGAGGACGAUGAGGAUGUCGACGAUACAGAUCCCUUUUUUCCGACUACACCACAGCCGAAAGUCCAUGCGUUACCUCGGGCGGGACUCGGCCCCUCCCCCCUCUCGAGUAGGACCAACCUCACCAUCCACUCCACUUCACAUUCCAAUUCCUCGCUUGCCUCAUUUACUCCAAUCUCUACAAGCGAAAUUAGUCGCGCACGAAAUGCACCUGUUAUGAACAAGGCCGGUACCUUGACGCCCAACCAUCUGCAAUCCCCCGAAGGAUUGAAACAAAGCUCUGGUCCCGCUUCCAUAUACAGCACACGAUCAGCAUCUAUACGUAGCAACGAUGAUGCCUCGGUUGAGAGCUUUGAUUCGGCAGAGUAUGGACCUAGCCCUCGGCAACGCGAGCUGGUUCGUCGAAACGAUUCAAAGAGCCCGCCAUCGGCCUCACGAAGCAAGCAAAUACCUGCUAUGAACGCACCAGCUCCCUCUUGGCCUCCACACCCCUUGCCCCUUGCAGAACCCACGAAGCAAUCUAGCUCCAAGAGCCGAAGUGCCAAAGACUCGAAGCGAAAUCAAGACAAAUUCGAGUACGAAACUUGGCUAGAUUUGAGUGGAGAUGAAAAGAAAUCCAAGCAUUCUGCAAACAGGGACGGCUCCUCAAAGAAGCGGCUCUGGCCAUUUGGAAAAUGA